AUGGGCGUCGUGCUGGGCCUGGUGGUGCUGUGCGAGGGUGGGAAAGCCGGACCAGGCCGGGGACCACCGACUUGGUGCCGGGCCAGGCUGGGGCAGGUGAGGAGCCGUUACUCCCUGCCCUACCUUCUGCUCCUGCCGCUGGGAGCCUGCUUUCCUCUUUUGGACAGAAAGGAGCCCACAGACUCGGUGGGCGGCAUCGGAGCCGGUGUGAGCUGGGCCCACCUGGCCCAGGGGGACAGACCCCACUUUGUAUGGGGCUCCUCCCGGUGGCCAAGGGCUCCACACGCACAGACCCUGCUUGUCAGGGCCAAGGGGCUGCAGGCCUCAGGCGGAGAGCAGGCUGGCUUCCGCCUGGCCAGGCAGGACGACAGCAAGGCCACUGGCUUCCUGCCCACUGAUGGUGAGAAGGCGGGUGGCCUGUUAGGGCACCUGGCUGAGGAGCUCAAUGGCUACAGCAGGAAGAAAGGUGGCUUCCGCUUCCGCUUCGGCCGGCGUUGA
Molecule: messenger RNA, 498 nt
Organism: Sciurus carolinensis (gray squirrel)
Lineage: Eukaryota; Metazoa; Chordata; Mammalia; Rodentia; Sciuridae
Gene: Qrfp
Product: pyroglutamylated RFamide peptide
Exons: 2
Coding region: 1-498 (165 amino acids)
Molecular function (GO): orexigenic neuropeptide QRFP receptor binding
Source: RefSeq, a predicted model, not a curated record